AUGUCCGUCCGGCAAUGGCUCGUCUUCACAGUGCUUAGGGCUGUGCCGGCUGUGCUGCUGGUAGUCGUCUUAACGGCCUGCGCCAUCAUCUGUUACAGACUGGCCCUGCACCCCCUCGCCCGAGUGCCAGGGCCCAAGCUCGCCGCGAUCUCCAAUGUGUGGUAUGCGCUUCACGUCCAUGAUGGGCGCAUGUUCGCCUUAGGCAAGACGUUGCACAAGAAGUACGGCCCUGUUGUUCGCGUGGGGCCGAACGAGGUGUGGUUUGACAGCAAAGAUGCGUUCAAGAGCAUCUAUCGUGAGUCGUUAGAAUCUUCAAGACCCUAUAGCGCCCAUGACUCACUUUUACAAGGGGCCGGCAGUGGCUAUGAGAAGUCCGAGUUCUACUUGGCCACUCUGCUGCAAAAGCCGACGAUGGACUGGAUGGGCAGAUUGCACUUCCCUGACUCGCUGGACCUCUUAUCUGAGCGAGACAUAUCACGAUAUCGCCUUCAGAGGCGUCUUAUUGGUCCCAUUUACCAAACGGCAUCUCUCAAGCGACAUGAGCCUGCUAGUGACGCCGUGCUUGGGAAGGUCGUCACCCAGAUCCGGGAUCUCGACGGAGCCGAAGUUGAUUUGAAGGAGUGGAUGCAUAUCAUUGCUGUCGAAUGUCUUGGCGCCAUUGUGCUGGGCUGGUCUCCGGGCUAUCUGAAGGACAAGACAGACUGGGGCUCUAGCAGCCAUGGCUACUUGGGUUGGAGACGGAAGAGCGUCUUUGGACUAUUUCCAAUGAUUGUCAAGGCCGAGAUCAUCUCGGGAGAGAUCAGUUACGCGUUUGCUCGUCUCUGGGGACUUACUCACAAGGCUGCUAAGACCUUGAAACCCUUCUUUACGGGUGUUUACCGUCAGUCGUCGCGACGCAUCACCGCCGAGCUCGCCCCAAAGGCCGUCAAACCUUCCAAACUCGGCAAGACCAAAAGACCGUCUGCUGAUGAUCGUCAUGACCUCCUCAACGACUUGAUCCAGCUUCACAAGGAGAAGCCCGAAUUUAACGAGACAUAUCUGCGGCGGAUGGCCGUGACCAACUUUGGCGCCGGUCAUGAGACCAUGUGCUCCGCUCUGACUUCCAUCAUGGCCAUGAUCGGGUCGAACCCGUCUGUACAGGCCAAGGUCGCAGCCGAAGUGCGAUCAGCCGAGGAUCCCUCAAAAUUUGAUCACGCCACGCAAUUGAUGUACAUGCAGGCAACAAUCAAGGAAGCCCAGCGCCUGCAUCCGGUCCUCGGUAUGUCUCUUUCACGGACUGUUCCGGCCGAAGGCCUGCAGGCACAUGGCCACCAUUUCCCCGCCGGUACCAUCGUCGGCUGUAAUCCGGUAUCGCUUCACAGAAACAAAGAAAUCUUUGGCGUCGAUGCCGAGUCGUUCAACCCAAGUCGAUGGCUUGACACGGACGAUGUUCGGACCAUGGAUCGGUAUAAUUUGACUUGGGGUGGAGGGAACAGGAUGUGUCCGGGACGGCACCUGGCGUAUCUCGUUGUCUAUAAGGUCAUUCCAGCCUUGCUGAGCGAGUUUGAUAUCGAGGUCUCAAUGCCGCCGGAGGAAGAGAUUCGAUAUUACUUCAUGGCCAUGUUGACGGGCGUCAAAGUGCGCUUCCGGCCUAAGGCGGGUCUCGACGAGGCACAGGUGACAACGGGCGCCCCGGUGUGA
Molecule: messenger RNA, 1680 nt
Organism: Verticillium alfalfae VaMs.102
Lineage: Eukaryota; Fungi; Ascomycota; Sordariomycetes; Glomerellales; Plectosphaerellaceae
Product: cytochrome P450 71D7
Exons: 3
Coding region: 1-1680 (559 amino acids)
Molecular function (GO): heme binding; oxidoreductase activity, acting on paired donors, with incorporation or reduction of molecular oxygen; iron ion binding
Source: RefSeq, a predicted model, not a curated record